AUAGUACUGCAAGCAAAUCCAAGUUGAUGACGUGGUUUGGUUCGCCAAGCAGUCGAACAGGAUGGCUGACCAGAGCAGGCAAAUUAAACUCGCUGCGGCUAAGAAAAAGCUGAAGGAGUUUCAGCAGAAGAGCUCCCCUCUAAGUGGAGGAGGAGAAGAAACGGGAGGUGGUGGAGUAGGAGCCAAAAAGAAGAGAAAAGUCAAGGGAGGGAACCAAACCGACGCCCCUUCGUCGGACAGGAGUCCUCCGUACAACUAUGACAAUAUUCUAAACGCUCUCCAUCAGAGCAAUGGAAUAGUCCUGCCUGCCUAUGGCAAAUGUCAGGCCUAUGUAGAGGCUGAAACCAGAGUGUCUCCAGUACCCCACCUACUGGAGGACCCAAAGGGGGAGGCUGGUCAUGGCGUGCCUGUUUCUAACACCUCUAGCACCAUUUCUACUAACUCUGAAUCGGUCAGGCACAAUGAACUGCAGAGCUAUCCUGAUACCAAUGGCAACGGGGUGGAUAAAAGGCCAUUGUCCUCCACAGAAAGCCUACGACAGCUCUCCCAACAGCUGAAUGGUCUUGUGUCUGAGUCCUCCACCGCAUAUGUUAAUGGAGACUCUUCCCCUUCGCCUGUCAGUGAGAAGGAACUGGAGAGUCGUAACCAGGAGCUGAGCGCCGCCCUGGACUCCAGUCAUCUCACAAACUCUGAGCUCAAUACACAGCUAGAUCAGCUGGCCCAGCAAUCUCAGGGUCUCACAGACCAACUACAAAAGGAGAGAAAGGAGUUUGAGCAGAAGUCUUCGAAGGAACAAGGAGCCAUGCGGGAACAACUGCAGGUUCACAUUCAGACCAUUGGUAUCCUGGUAUCAGAAAAAUCGGAGCUGCAGACUGCACUCCAAUACACACAACAUGCUGCGCGACAGAAAGCAGGGGAGGCGGACGAGCUUAGUCACCGUCUCCAGAGCACCAAGCAGAGGAUGGCUGAGCUGGAGCGAACGCUGUCGUCCGUCUCCACACAGCAGAAACAGUUUGAAAAGCACAACAAGGAUCUAGAGAAGGAGCGAGACAGCCUGAGACAGGAGGUUUACAGACUGAACAGUGUGAGCGACGAGGCGAUGCAGCAGAGCUCAGAGUUAUCGGAGCAGCUGAAGCUGAGCACUCAGGAGAACGGAGCCAUGCGGCUAGAGCUGGAGGAGCUGAGCAAGAGGCUGGAGAUGAGCGACCUCAUGCUGCAACAGUUUUCCAGUCAGUCUGAGCCGUCCACCGCCAACCAACAGGUCCAGAUGUUACUGGAGGAGAAGCAACAUCUGGAGGCCCACACAAACCAGCUGCUGGAGUCCAUCGCCCAGCUGCAGACGGAGAGAGAUCGCUACGCUGAACAGAUCCAGGAAGAAGGCCGUCUCUGGAAGGACAAGACGGAACAACUGCUGACCCAGGUGACGUUAGUAGCGGAGGAAAGGGACAGCAACAUCAAUCUGGUCCAAGAGUUGGAGUCCCAGGUUGCAGAAUUGAAAAACGCUGCUGCGAUGCUGUCCCAGGAGCAGCAGGCGCGGGACCACGCAGUUCCACAGCCCUCUGGGCCCUCGGAGAGCGAGGUGGCCCUUCAGGAGGCCCUGGACAGACUGCACCAGGAGAAGGAGGCCCUGACUGAACAGUACCAAGCCCAGCUGCGGGACAACGGGCAGCUGAGCCGGCUGUGUGCGGAGCAGGAGUCGCGGCUGGGGGAGCUGGAGCGCCAGCAGGAGGGCCUGAGCCAGGAGACGGAGGACCGCCGGCGCAUGCUGGAGGACGUGCAGUCGGACAAGGCCACCAUCAGCCGCGCCCUCACCCAGAACCGCACCCUCAAGGACCAGCUGGCCGAGCUGCAGAACGGCUUCGUCAAACUGACCAAUGAGAACAUGGAGCUGACCAGCGCCAUCCAAUCAGAGCAGCACGUGAAGAAGGAGGUGGCACGCAAGCUGGGCCAGCUCCAGGAGGACAACCAUACCAUGAAGGAGCAGCUGGCCCUGAAGAGCCAGGAGUCGGUGGCCCUGCUGGAGCAGCGGGACCAGGUGGUGGCCCACCUGCAGCAGUACUGCGCGGGCUACCAGACGCUGGCCUCGGAGCGGGAGCAGCUCCACCUGCAGUACCUGCAGCAGGCCCAGCUCAUGGACCGCCUGCAGCACGACGAGAACGAGGGCCGCGUGCAGCUGGAGAUCAGCCACCAGCAGCUCCGACACGCCCAGGAUCGUCUAGAUCUGCUGGUGAGGAACAACCAGCAGCUGCAGACUGAGGUGCAGGAGCUCCUGGCAAGUUCUUUGCUCAACUCAUCCCCCAGAGACCAAGGAGACGGAGUGGAGAGUCUAUCAAUGAACGAGGGCCCACAGGAUUCCCCCUCCAUUGCCAUCCCAGAAGACUUUGAGAGCCAGAAGGAAAUGGAGCAGUUCAUCCGGGGCGUGGUGUCCCAGCUGGAGGGGGAGCGGGACGCGGCCCGGGGGCAGCUGGAGGAGGAGCGCCGGCUCCACCUGGCCGCCCGCCACCAGGCCUCCGCCGCCCGGGCCCUGGAGCACCAGCGCCACCAGGGUCACCUCCACCACGACGACGGCGGCGAGCAUCACCACAGCCACCACGACGACCAACACAGCCACGGACACGGCCACAGCCACGAGCCGCACGACCACUGUGACCACGGUGGCGACCACACAGGGGGCGCUGCAGUGCCGGCGGAGGUCCAUGAAGCCCUGCGCGGCGCCAUGGACAAGCUGCAGCAGCGCUUCACCUCCCUGAUGCAGGAGAAGGUCGACCUGAGGGAGCGGGUGGAGGAGCUGGAGCACCGCUGCAUCCAGCUGUCUGGGGAGACCGACACCAUAGGGGAGUACAUCGCCCUGUACCAGAGCCAGCGGGCCAUCAUGAAGCAGAAACACCAGGAGAAGGAGCACUACAUCACCAUGCUGGCCCAGGACAAGGAGGAGAUGAAGGCUAAGCUGUCGGAGCUCCAGGACCUGGUGAUGCGGCUGGUGGCGGAGCGCGACGACUGGUGCAGCCGCUACUCCGCCGUGGUGGCGUCCGGCCCCGCUAACCCCGACCUGCUGCCCCUGGGGCAGGGCCACGGCCCCCUGCUGCACGCAGAGCACGGCGCCGACCACACCCACACAGACGCCAUGGAGGUGAUCCCCCUCACAGACGCCAACCCAGGCCCGGACUCCGACCCCUCCUACUCCCAGCACCACCACCAGCACCUCCACCCAGGGGCCGACCCCCAGGCCGCGGGGGGCCCCUCUCCCCAGGAGGACGGCACCACCCGACAGAUCAUGCAGCUGCUGCAGGAGAUCCGCAACCCCCAGGGGGCGUCCCGCGCCCCGCCAUUCCUCGGAGACAGCCCCUGCAUCCCCUUCUUCUACCGGCCCGACGAGCAGGACGAGGUCAAGAUCCUGGUGGUCUAAGACGGGUUAGGGGGGGGGAGGACGGGAGAGGGAUAGGUGUGUGUGUCUCUCCGUCCGACCGUCCGUGUGUGUGUGUGCGUGCGUGUGUGUGUGUGAGGGAGAGUUUGCGGGACGUUGCUCUGAACAGAUUUGGGAAUGAAUCUCUGAAAUAUUUCCCGCCUUCUGCUCCUCUUGUUCUCCGCCCCAAUGGUUACUUAAGUUACUCUCCUCCUCCUCCUCCUCCUCCUCCUCCUCCUCCUCCUCCUCCUCCAAGGAUGUCUGGAAGGGACCCACCCCUCCUCUUCUCAUCGCUCUUCGUCUGUGCGUGUGUGUUUGAGUUGUGUUUAGGAGGCCGUUUUAUUAUAUCUCCCGAUGCUUUAAGUGACUUGGUGUGAUUUGAAACUAGUCUACUCCAGCUUUAAAAAAACAAAAAAAUAACGACAACUCAAAAGAUGGCGUCUAAACCUCGAUGGGUUGUCGAUAUCCCCUUCACAGGAUCGACUUCCAUCGCCACACCGGUGAAUAUUAGUCUGAGAUGUUUGAGUUGUGUCCCCCCCCCCCUCUCUAAUCACGCAAGUGCGCAAGUGCAAUAAAAGUGUCUCUUCCUUCCAGAGUCGUGGCUAACCUAGAGCAGGGAAGACUCCGCGGCAGGUUGUGUGUUUGUUCCAUGGAUUCCUUCUCUGGUUGCCCUUUUUACAUUUUGGUCUCUCUCCCCCCGCCACCCACAUACCAAAACGCACCCGCGUCGAGUUCGAAUGUAUAUCUGCAAUUAAGUAUGCCUCAUAAACCUACUGUGUUGUCACGCUAGUGUUAACAUGAGGACGAUGCUGAAGAGGCCAAGAGAGACCAAGACUUGGGCCCAUGUGAAAGUUGUAGAGUGUGUCAUUUUUGUUAAGUUAAAAAGGCAAGCUGGUCAACAUUAUUGCUUCUUUAAACCAUGUACGGUUUCAGUCAAAGUUAAGAGGAAGUAGAUAAUGUGAACCAGGAAGAAGGGGGUAUUUAGGCCACUACCCUCUUCGUACAGUCAUCUCUCCCAAACACUAACGAUUUUUCAGAGUAAAAGUAUGGAAGUAUUUCAAUUCUAGAAGGAGUUUGUGCUAUUUACUACCCACCAAUUCAUUUCUCUGUAGACGGGAAAAAUUACUAAUGGUCGGCUGGUGGCUAAGUAGAUGGAUUCAUAUUAGUCUCCUGUGCAUUGGAAUAUUAGACCUCAUAAUAACUAAGAAAUGUACAUAACCCUAGACACUCACCCAGGCUUGAUACAGGUCAUUCAACAACAGGAAUUUCAGUUACGUCAUGUGAUGGGUCUUCAUGGACAGGGGGGAUCCACCGUUAUCGCUUCUGUUACGCGUUGCUUGUAUACAUAUCAAAGACGACUUCCUUCAUAACCUCCACGACUGGAAUCGCGCGUGUGAGCGCGCCGUGUUAAUUUGUUUUGCGCGAUGCAUGUUUGUGUCAAAUCCAAAAAUAUUUCUUCCCAUUGGCUGAAGUUGAAUCUAUUGAGCUUCAUUUUAUUUUUAUUCACACAUUUUUAUUUUUCCUCUCCUUCAAAUGAUAUGAAUAUAAUUGCACUAAAAAUUGUACAGAGCUUGUCGUCACGGUAACUGCCCGGGUUCCGGGACGGGGUCGGGUUCCAGACCGCGGUGAGGACAUUUGUUCCGUAGGAGCGUUCCCCAGCAAGUCCGGGGUUCCUAUGGGCCUGAACUCCAUGAGGUCCUGGGUUUAAGAUACUGCACACUCAGGCGGAGGGUUCGACUGGAAAGUUAUGAAAGUCAACUGGACGAUGAGUUGAAGUGUGUGUGUGUGUGUGUGUGUGUGUGUGUGUGUGUGUGUGUGUGUGUGUGUGUGUGUGUGUGUGUGUGUGUGUGUGUGUGUGUGUGUGUGUGUGUGUGUGUGUGUGUG
This is a messenger RNA of Gadus morhua (Atlantic cod), 5287 nucleotides long. RefSeq names its product golgin A2 (gene golga2). Gene Ontology annotation, biological process: Golgi organization. The coding region runs from base 62 to 3406 and encodes 1114 amino acids. Lineage: Eukaryota; Metazoa; Chordata; Actinopteri; Gadiformes; Gadidae. The transcript has 28 exons. The record is from RefSeq and is a predicted model, not a curated record. Gene Ontology annotation, cellular component: Golgi cisterna membrane; Golgi cis cisterna; cis-Golgi network. Gene Ontology annotation, molecular function: protein binding.